Rhododendron vialii is the source of this 381-nucleotide messenger RNA. Its product is annotated as pentatricopeptide repeat-containing protein At2g03880, mitochondrial-like. Gene Ontology annotation, molecular function: RNA binding. The transcript has 2 exons. Lineage: Eukaryota; Viridiplantae; Streptophyta; Magnoliopsida; Ericales; Ericaceae. The record is from RefSeq and is a predicted model, not a curated record. The coding region runs from base 1 to 381 and encodes 126 amino acids. Gene Ontology annotation, biological process: RNA modification.
AUGGUAAUCUUUUUCAAGGCAACAAUUUGUAUGAUUUUGCUAUUGAAAAUGGACUUUAUCAAAGUAUUCUCCAAACUUCAUUGUUUGAUUUUUAUGCAAAGUGUGGGGACAUGGAGAGGGAAGUUCAUGGGAACCGAAAAAAUGGGGGAAUAUGCAGCAAAAAGGCUCUUGGAUUUGGAACCCAGUAAUGCUGGCUAUUACACUUUUAGUACUGUUCAAGCUGUUGUUGAGAGGUGGGAUGGAGUUGAAGAACUACGGAGAUGUAUGAACGACAAUGAUUUGAUGAAGAAGCCGGGGUGGAGCUGUGUUGAAGCCAAAGGAUUGAUCCAUGGUUUUGCUUCUAGAGAUCAAUCACACCCUCGAAUGCUAGAAAUCUAUUAA